Messenger RNA from Penicillium coprophilum, 1275 nucleotides. RefSeq lists its product as uncharacterized. Bases 1 to 1275 code for a protein of 424 amino acids. The transcript has a single exon. Lineage: Eukaryota; Fungi; Ascomycota; Eurotiomycetes; Eurotiales; Aspergillaceae. The record is from RefSeq and is a predicted model, not a curated record.
AUGCAUGGAUUCGCCAGUCGCCGAGUCAACGUUGAUGCUGUCAUGCCACAUUUCGAAACCGCCGGUCGCGAUGGUGGCCUUGGGUUCAGACAGCAAAUGCGUGAAUUCAUGGGUCGUCUGGUUGGAGGAUACUCUCAACAUCAGGAGACAAGACAACUCGACAAUGAUAUCGCCAAUCGUCAGGACAUGAACAAUCAAGCACAUGUCGAAGAUCAUGAUUAUCAGAAUGCACAUGGGGUCGCCAUUCGCCAAGCUUUUCCAUCAAGCAAUAACGAGAUCGAAGGCUACAGGCUUCUACGCCUAACUCCACAAAUGCGGAUGCUAGCCCGUACGGCCAGCCCCGUUCCCUCACUCAGUAGUAACAUCCCAUACUACAACACCACAGACGAUGAAAACAAUGAGCUUCGAGGCAUCGACAAUUCCGACGAUAAUCCAUCGAGAGACCAAGAUUCUCAAGUACGACGCGGAAGAUCCCUUCGACGAGAUGGAAGCCCUGCCAGUGAUGCAUUUCCUGCGCCUCAGGGUAGCAACCACCCAUCGAGGGAUCAUUCUCAAGCAAACCGUGGUAGACAGCUUCUCCGAGCUUCAAGCUUUGUCAUCGAUCCGUGGGUAAGUCUUUGGGGUCCCAUCGGCCAACCGAACGAAUCGAUUACUCGGAGACCAUGUGGCAGCACCACACCUGGACAAGCUUCCAGCGUCGCCAGUGAGUCAGCGAGUGACCCAGUUUCGCAAGAACCACGCGGGAGAACCCUCCGGCGAGCUUCAAGCAUCGUCAAUGACCCAGUGGGUGACCCAGUCGCUCGGGAACCAGACAGCAGAGCACUUCGACGAGCACCAAGCGCCGUCAACGACCCGGUGAGGGGCCCACAUCUUCAGGAAUCCCACGGCAGGACACUUGCACGAGGUUCAAGCCUUGUGACUGAGCCAUGUACCGAGCUAUGGGAUAGCCUCCACCGAAUGGGCGACCCGAAUGCCCACCUGCCACGCGGCGCAAGCCCUGUCAGCAAUGUGGCUCGCCUGGGGCCGAGGCCAAGAGCCCUUGCUAAUCUGCUGCCCCGUAGCAAUGACGAGGCAAACCAGCGCCCCCGGCGUCCAGCUCUGCGGCCGCGAAUCUGGGCCUCCACCCGAAUCGCCAGUUCCACCUCCGCUGUCCAGGAACCUUCGAGCGGUUCUUCGCUGUCUGAGAUAUUCGCCAGCAGCGAAGAGGUGGAACAGGCAGAUACCCGGGUGGAGCGGUGGAUCGAGGAAGUCCGUCAGGCCUCCUGGCCCAGGUAG